Messenger RNA from Varanus komodoensis (Komodo dragon), 2093 nucleotides. It is a transcript of the gene AQP1, whose product is annotated as aquaporin 1 (Colton blood group). Gene Ontology annotation, molecular function: water channel activity; glycerol transmembrane transporter activity; carbon dioxide transmembrane transporter activity. Gene Ontology annotation, biological process: renal water transport; hyperosmotic response; carbon dioxide transmembrane transport. Gene Ontology annotation, cellular component: membrane. The record is from RefSeq and is a predicted model, not a curated record. Bases 250 to 1056 code for a protein of 268 amino acids. NCBI's taxonomy places the organism in Eukaryota, Metazoa, Chordata, Lepidosauria, Squamata, Varanidae. The transcript is spliced from 4 exons.
AAAUUGGCAGGCAGCAACAGUCGGCGUGUCUGACGAUGUUCUUUUCUGCUGCUCUAUGACACCCCUUCCCUCCUCCAGACCACCCAAAACCCUAUAAAUACAUGGAGCAUCCCGUUCUUGCUCAGACUUCCUCAGACUUCAGCCAGGAAGCCUGUUGAGAAGGCAAGCGGUGGGUGAUAAGGGAACGAGAGGGAGGGAGAGAGACAGAAAGCAGGUGGAGGAGCAGAAGAAAGAAGAGGAGGAGGAGAGAUGGCCAGCGAAUUCAAGAAGAAGAUCUUCUGGAGGGCCGUGGUGGCCGAGUUUUUCGCCAUGAUCCUUUUCAUCUUCAUCAGCAUCGGCUCGGCGCUGGGCGUCAAGUUCUCCGUGCCAGCCAACUCGACCACGACGCCCCCCCAAGACAACGUGAAAGUCUCGCUGGCCUUUGGGAUCGCGAUCGCAACCAUGGCCCAAAGCGUGGGCCACAUCAGCGGCGCCCACCUGAACCCGGCGGUCACCCUGGGCCUGCUUCUCAGCUGCCAGAUCAGCAUGUUCCGGGCCUUCAUGUACAUCCUUGCCCAGUGCCUGGGCGCUAUCGUGGCCACGGCGAUUUUGUCAGGAAUCACCUCUUCCAGAGUAUCCAACCUGGGGCUCAACCAGCUGGCCGACGGGCUCAAUUCAGGACAAGGCCUCGGCAUUGAAAUAAUUGCCACUUUGCAGCUGGUGCUCUGCGUUCUUGCCACGACAGACAGGAGGCGGACCGAUGUCACCGGAUCGGCACCGUUGGCCAUUGGCCUUUCCGUGGCCCUGGGGCAUCUUCUUGCUAUUGACUACACCGGUUGUGGAAUUAAUCCUGCCAGAUCUUUUGGAUCAGCUUUGAUCGCCAAUGAUUUUGCUAAUCACUGGAUCUUUUGGGUUGGUCCGAUCAUUGGCGGGGCCGUGGCCGCCCUGAUUUAUGAGUUCAUCCUGGCUCCGCGGACUGGCAACGUAACCAGCCGCAUGAAGGUGUGGACCAGUGGCCAUGUGGAAGAAUACGACCUUGAUGCUGAUGACUCCAGAGUGGAGAUGAAACCCAAAUAAAGGGAAACGAUGGAGAGAAGAGACGCAACAAGACAUUUCUGAAGAUUUGUAUCCGUAUUAUAGACUCUUUGUAAAGCAACACACCGUUCUUCCAAAAGUUUUUAUAGAGUUUUCCUUCUGUUUUUUUUUUUCUCCCGUUCUUUCCAGACUUUAGACCUGUGGUGCCCAGAGAGAAAGAAAAAAUACGAGUGUGGUUGAUGAUUCUAUUUUCAUGCAGAAAUGGCAGAGAGAGCUUGUGUGCAACAAUUCUAGAUGCUUGAAUUUCUCUUUAUCCAAAGGGACCAACUUCUCCUAAAAAAGAGUGCCAGAUGGUCGUCUUUGGAUCUGUUACAGACACAGUCCAAAGGGGAGACCACUGAAAUAGCAUAUUUUGCCCCUUGUGGAAAAAAAGUGGAAAGUAAUGUUUGUCCCUUCUGGAAAGUAUAUUUAGCCAUCCCCUGAUCGAAACUGGCAGAAGGCAAACUGUUUUUUUUUUCUGUCCUAGAGAUCCAAUUUAGAUGCCAUCAACCAGGGUGUUCUCCUAUUCAAGCAUCAUCAAAAUGAAUGGCAGUCAUGCAGAAGUGGUCGUAAAACUCCUGUUUAUUCCCGCAGAGGAGAGCUUUCUGGUAGAUGGAGCUAUUCAGCAUUUUGUACAUAAUUCACGAUAUGGGACAAGCCAAAUGCUACUCUUGUCUAUUAACAAACAUUUGUCAUCAUGGUGCAUCGUUAAUUCUAUUGCAUGUAAAAAGCUGCCAAAACCAGGAAAUGUUUACAUCGUUUUAUACAUAUAUACUCCCUAUCUGUACAUACCCACCCAUGUAGCCAUUUCUUAAAGAAAAGGGAAUGAUGACUAAACUGAAAUACGAGAGCAGAAAUUAAAACAAACAUUUGCACAGCUUUUAAAUCCGUUAAGAACAAUUAGAACUCCAAUUGUGAUUGAAAUCAGAUUUAAAGUCCUACUGUUUAAACUUUUGCUUUGAUGGGUAUUUAACAUAAAAUAUUAAAUAUUGUCAACGAACUCUAAGCAUCUGUAUUAAAUUUUAGCUUGCCAAAGUCAA